This is a messenger RNA of Amyelois transitella, 5669 nucleotides long. It is a transcript of the gene qin, whose product is annotated as RING finger protein 17. The record is from RefSeq and is a predicted model, not a curated record. The transcript has 22 exons. Bases 216 to 5336 code for a protein of 1706 amino acids. NCBI's taxonomy places the organism in Eukaryota, Metazoa, Arthropoda, Insecta, Lepidoptera, Pyralidae. Gene Ontology annotation, molecular function: zinc ion binding.
AAUCACGUGUCGAAUUGUUCAUUCAUGUUUUCUUUUCUUCUCGACUUGACUUGAGGUUUUUCUUUGUAUUAUCGAAUUUGCCGAUUUUGAAUAAUUAUUUAACUGAUAGUUUUGAAUUGAUGGCUAACGUAGCCUAAAUUUCUCCUAUUCCACAUUCAUAAUAUAUUGAUGUAGUUUUCAUGAAGUAGGAACUGGUUAGUUUACUAACUUCGGAAAUGGGCAUCGCAAAGAAAUAUUGUCCUAAUUGCAGUCAACUGUAUAAUCUCAGUAUUUCCAAUCCAAAAGGAAAUAACCUUCCAUUGUUUUUAAAAUGUGGUCAUUCUAUGUGUGAAAAAUGUGUCAGAAACAUUGUAAAGUUUGGAGAACCCAUAGAAUGCAAAGUGUGCCAUCAGGAUAUGGCUGUAGAAGCAGGCAAUGUCACAUUGAUCACUGAAAAUAAUGUUAAACUGUAUGAUAUCUUCCCUCUAAAUGUCCACAUGCUUGGUGAACUUUAUGUACAAAGUUUGCAGAAGGCUGAAGGGAACAAAAGUUCAGGAGACUGUUUCCUUGAUUUGAAAUCUUUGUUGAACGAAAUUGAAAAUACCAAUGGAGAAUGCUUGGAAUGUCACUCACUCACUUCAAAAAUGUGCGAGCAAUGCCGCAUGCCUCUAUGUGAUACUUGUUUUAAUAAAACACACAAAAAUUUUGUUAUUUUCAAGAACCAUUACCUCAAGAAUAUUGCUCCAGUCUGCGUAACCAAUGAAUGUAGUAUCCACCGUGGCAAACCUCUUGACUAUUAUUGCAAAGACUGCGAGAAGGCGAUUUGCAUGGAUUGUAUGAUGGUUGGCGGAGCAAAUUCAUGCAAAAAUCAUAUCACUGUGUCUAUUCAAGAAGUGAAUGAACAAACCAUCGAGGAACUAAGUACUAUUUCCCCUAAAGUAGACGAAACCUUUAGAAGACUGACCAAAACUGCAGUUGAUGUUGGGCAAUUGCUGUUUAACAUAGAGAAUGAAACACAGUCUGCCUGUCCACACACUCAAAUGAUAGCAGACAUAGAACAACACUUCUCAAAGCUCGAUAGUCAGCUACAAAAACUAAAAUAUGACCUUAUAGAUGUGCUCGACAAAUAUAAAUCUUCUGAAAAAGAUUCCCUCGUUAAGGCUAAAGCUGAUAUAGCUGAUGCGAUUAAGAAAACAAAGACCGUAAUGAAUACUAUCACUGCAUCAAAUGAUCCCAAAUUUUUCAAGGAGGUGAAUCUCACGGCGUUGUUAGAAAACGCAAAGGAAAUCAUUGACACCCCAUGGUAUUUAACUAAAGUUGAGGAGAAUAAUGAACCAUUGAAGCUAGUUGUAAAAAACGACAUAUUCAAUACGAUUACCGAUUAUGUACGUCUCGAAGGUAAUUGGAAUUCUUCUUACAAGCUACAAUCGACUAAAGAGUUGGGAGACAUAGUUAUAUCGGCGGCGCCUCCGGUACCCGUCAUGCCUCCGGAACUGCCUAAAGACGUGCGACAAUCCAGCAAGUCCAAACAAUCUUCUCAAAACAGCAAAAAUGGUGACGAGCCGCCGCCGUACGUGGCGUUUUACAAGAAUGUGCCGCAUUACCGCACCAAGAGCGGUUCUGCUACUUCGCUGAAUUCGCUCAGCAGCGAGUCUUCAUACAAGAGCACCCUCACACAAGUUGAAGCAAGCACCAAAAGGGUGCAAAAUCAACGAGUGUCGCCAUAUCCAAACUGCGAACAACUUAAACUUCUAGUUGAAGGUACUCAAGAGCUCGUAUACAUAUCGCACAUCGUCAACCCCCAAGACUUCUACGCCCAAAGAGCUUGCCAACAAUCGACUGCGGUCAAAGAGAUAACACGAGCGUUCAGAAACGCCGUGUCUAUGCCUAAACCAUCCAUGAACAACUUGACAAUAGAUAAAGUAUGCUUAGUGUACAAUAAGGCUGAUAACAUGUGGCAACGCGGCCGAGUGGUGGACAUCGACAGAAAGGAUAUACAAAGACCAAUUUAUUACGUAUUCUGCUUUGAUUUCGGGAGUACAGAGAAGGUGCACAUUGAUGAAUUGCGACUUAUACCGCCAGCCAGAAUAAACAACCCUCCGCCUCUAGCGAUCCGUUGCUCGCUGGCCAACUGUACGCCCAAAGCUGGAAACUGGACUAGCGACGAUUCAUUCCUUAUGAGAAACAUUAUCGACAACAAACCUACAUUGAUCCACGUCCGCCAUAUAACAUCCGAGGGUCACAAGUCGAAGGUAGAGUGUGACGUCACGACGUUCGAGGAGGGCGUCAGUUUGGCGCACGCGCUCGUCUUCCACGAGAGAGCACGUUUGAUUGAUCCUAGGCUGCCGUACCCUGAAAUCACUACCAAGACCGAAAGACCUAGAAUAUUUAUGAACAAUAAUGACUUGAAAUAUAAAACGGUGGAAGAAGUGUACAUCAUAAAUAUAAUGAGCCCUGACAAGUUCUUUGUAAGAAAGAGCCAUCUUCAAAAUGAAUAUGAAAAACUUUGUGAAGAAUUAGAUCAAGAGUAUAGCGAGAGUGACAAAAAAGGGACCAUAUAUCUACCUGAAAUUGGCAUGGCGUGCGUGGUGAACCAGUCGCGCUACCGCGAGCAGGCGGGCCGCGGCGGCUGGGCGCGCUGCGUGGUGGCGGCGGCGCCGGGCCGCGGCCGCGCGCGCGUGCUGUGCGUGGACAGCGGCGCCGCGCUGCUCGCGCACUGGACGCAGCUGCGCGCGCUGCGGCACAAGUUCUGCACGAGGCGAGCGCUCGCCAUAGAGUGCCACCUGGCCGGCGUGACGCCCCAGAAUAAGAAGUGGCACCCGCGCUCCCUCACCCUGCUCCAGCAAUACAUGGGAGUGUUGCUCGAGAUGAAAGUGGAAGAUAACCGCAACCAAGGCUCUGUGGGCGUCUCGUUGUACGACAAGAACGACGAGGAAAACGUUGUCUGCAUUAACCAGGAGAUGAUACGACACAAGUAUGCCGUCAGCUUUGGGCUUUAUUCAUUCAACCAGAACCCCAUCGUUGAAACGGAAGCGAUUACAAAUAAAGCACCUGUAGAAAAGAAAGCCAAACCUCCUAAGAAAAAUAACAACAUAACCAUAUUAAAAAAAUCUACUUCCGCCAAAAAGAAAGUAAACGAAAGAGAUUUGGAGGCCAAAGAUAAAGGACCUGUUUCUUUAGAAGCAAAAUUGUUGCACUAUCAUUCCCCAUCGCUAAUUUACAUUGCUCUUAUACAACAACAACAAGUAUUCAACGAGUUGUUCGAGAAGAUUCAGAAACAUUAUGGAAACCAAAAAUCCCCAGGCAAGCAAGAUUGGAAAGUCGGUGAUAAAUGUUGCUGUCUUUGCAUCGCCUCCAACACAUGGCGCAGAGGUUUGAUCAUAGAAAUCGAAGGCACUAAUGCGAAAAUAUUUUAUUCUGAUUUCGCCAGUGUUGAAACUAUUCCGAUGGCGAAUUUACACGAAUUAACACCAGAGUUUGCCUCAGUCGGUCACGCAGCUAUUAAAUGUCAUAUAAGCGGGGUUGUUCCAGCCGUAGGCGAAGAAUGGCCGUCACUUACUAAAGAAUUUUUGAAGGAACUCCUCGAUGCCUAUAAGAGAAUAUUCAUUACCAAAGUGGGUAAUUUUAAUGAAAAAGAUAAUAGUCUACCGAUUCAGAUCUGGGUUUACCACGUUAUACAAGGUGGUGCACUGGAACCAGACAAGUCUGAAUGGCGUUGCUUGAACCAAAGGAUUAUUGAACAAGGCCUGGGCGUACCAGAUAAGUCUCAGGAGGGUGUUGAUAUGGAGAAAUCUGACACAAAAAGUGACAUGCUUUCAUUCCUGAACCUGACAGGAUCAGUGUCGGAAUGGCUUCAAUUAGAGAAUCUGCCAUCGAUGGCAGAAAAUGACAAGUCUGAAUGCAGCAGCAACAAUAAUUCCACAGUGGACCCCGACGAAGAGGAAGAUGAAACUCCUUCCAGCAACACAAUGUUUAUCAGUGAUUGGCAACCGGCUGAGCCAUUGGCGAACAAAGAAUUCACAGGAGUGCCCACAUAUAUUGACAAUGGCGGUGUUAUUUACCUGCACGAUGUGAUUCAGGAAGACACGUUGGAUUUAAUCCGCAAGGCGCUCGAUAUUCGUUUCAAAGAUCCGGACCCCAAAGCUAAGUAUGCCAAGUGGUCUGUUGGCGAACCAUGCGUCGCAUUGUAUUAUCUCGACAACAAAUUCUACCGCGGCAGGGUUUUAGAAGUGUGUUACGAGACGUCUACGUGCUCUAUACAUUACGUUGAUUAUGGAAACGAUGAACUCUGCUCGUUUGAAAACAUGAGAAAAAGCGUCGCGUUGUAUCAGAUACCAGUUCAAGCCCAUAAAUGUGUGCUGAACCGUAUCAAGCCUAAGAACGGGGCGUGGGACCGGCUCGCUUUGGAUUACAUUCACAAGUCAAUCGUUGAGAAGCAAUGCUACGUUAAAGUCACCGGCGACCCGAUAGACGGCGUAUUGCCCAUAGACUUGAAGUAUGACAAACUGUGUAUCAACGAUCAUCUCGUCGAAUUUGAAAUGGCGAAAUACACCGACGGCUCUAAAGUGAGAGUUCCCAAGUUUAUCAGUAAGGCACAGCAAAUAAACGAAACCGUGAGCGCGGAGUCUGACUCCGGGCCCGACUACAUCGUGGUGGACGAAGAAGACACGCCCGCGCCUGUUACCUCCUCCUCUGAUGACUCAAUUGACAUUGAUUCUAUGGAAGGCAAAGAUUGGAAUAAAAUCGUCGAAGAAGAACUAGAAAAAUGUUCCGAAAAAUGUAUUACAUACCCUAAACAUACUGAUGAUACUUUUUUUUGUGACAUUACAGUCAUCAAUGAUAUGAAUCAAUUGGAGUUGAGUGUUGUUUUUGAUGAUGACACUGCUAUAGUUUACACUGAGUUGUAUGAUGAUAUCAAUAAAAAUGCAGAAAAUAUGAAGCCGCUAAACGGUAUAUAUGAAAAUAAAGCUUGUGUAGCAAUUUUCCCAGAUGAUGAGAAGUGGUAUAGAGCAUCUAUCAUACAAUACAGUGAAGCUAAAAACCAGGUUAAAGUAAGAUAUGUUGAUUUUGGGAAUAUAGCAGUCAUAUCUUUGGCUGAUGUAAGAGAAAUAUCUGAGGAGUGGGCUAAUUUGCCUCCCGCCACUGUCACGGCCAAACUGCACGGCUAUAAAAUAAACCCAGAUACAGAUAUAAAUUUGAUCUCAACAGAGUUCGCUGAUACAUUUCUAGAAAAACCGCCAUUUAAAGUUAAAAUACUCGCUAUCGAAGAUUCUAUCCCACUUGUCGAACUAAGAAAUUCAAAUGAUGACUUAUGUUAUGCAGAUCUUAUAAAGAAGAAUAUUCUCCUGCCAUGUUAAUUAAGUGAGGGUAUCCAAACUAUUAUGGUUAUAUAGUAUUAAACAGAAACCACCAGAGAAACGGUAUGAUUACAUAAGUAUUUCAAUGCGAGUUUUUUUUAUAUACUUAAAGUGUUUAUAGUUCCAUACACAUCUGAAUAAAUGUGACUAAUGAAUAUUCAUAUGGAUUCGGAUUUCUUAUUGGUAAAUAAGAACAAGUGCUUAUUUCAAAGUGAAAUUAAAAGACAUUUAUUUUUUUCCACAUUUUUAUUAGUUAAGGUUUUUCUUAUUUGUGGUUCCUUUAGUUUUAUUUGUUGUUAUAUAAUAAACAUAUAAUAAAGACGUCAAAAGCUA